GCCAGCCGGCGGGCGGAGACGCGCGCCUGGCACUGGACAUGGACCGCGCGCGCCUGUGGCUGGGGCUUCUGCUGCCCGUGGUGGCCGCCCUGGAUUUCCAGUACCACCACCAGGAAGGGAUGGAGGCGUUCCUAAAGAGCGUGGCUCAGAACUACAGUUCGAUCACGCACUUGCACAGCAUCGGGAAAUCUGUGAGAGGUAGAAACCUGUGGGUUCUCGUUGUGGGGCAGUCUCCAAGGGAACACAGAGUUGGGAUUCCAGAAUUCAAAUACGUGGCGAAUAUGCACGGAGAUGAGACUGUGGGGCGAGAACUGCUGCUCCACCUGAUCGACUAUCUGGUGACCAGUUACAAAAGAGACGCCGAAAUCACGCAUCUCAUCGACAGCACCCGGAUCCACAUCAUGCCUUCCAUGAACCCAGACGGAUUCGAAGCCGUCAAGAAGCCCGACUGCUACUACAGUAACGGAAGGGAAAACUACAACAAUUAUGACCUGAAUAGAAAUUUCCCUGAUGCCUUUGAAAAUAACAACGUGACAAAGCAGCCUGAGACUCUGGCAGUCAUGGCGUGGCUGAAAACAGAGACAUUUGUCCUCUCUGCGAAUCUCCACGGGGGUGCCCUGGUGGCCAGUUAUCCCUUUGAUAAUGGUGUGCAAGCCACAGGGACACUGUUGUCCCGAAGCUUAACUCCGGAUGACGAUGUUUUCCAACACCUGGCGUACACCUACGCAUCCCGGAAUCCCAACAUGACCAAGGGAGACCAAUGUAAAAACAAGAGGAACUUCCCCAACGGGAUUAUCAACGGCUACUCCUGGUACCCACUGCAAGGGGGAAUGCAAGAUUACAACUACAUCUGGUCCCAGUGCUUUGAAAUCACCCUGGAGCUGUCGUGCUGUAAAUACCCUCGGGAGGAGAAGCUGCCGUUCUUUUGGAACGAUAACAAAGCCUCUUUGAUCGAAUACAUAAAACAGGUGCACCUAGGUGUCAAGGGUCAAGUGUUUGAUCAGAGUGGAAACCCAUUACCGAGCGUAAUUGUGGAAGUCCAAGACAGAAAGCACAUCUGCCCGUUCAGAACCAACAAGCUUGGAGAGUAUUAUCUGCUUCUCCUGCCUGGGUCCUACGUGAUAAACGUUACAGUCCCCGGACAUGACUCAUACCUCACGAAGCUUACGAUUCCAAGGAAAUCCCAGCCCUUCAGUGCUCUUAAAAAGGAUUUUCACCUCCCAUUGCAAUGGCGGCCGGAUUCCAUCUCCGUAUCAAAUCCUUCAUGCCCAAUGAUUCCUCUGUACAAAUUAAUGCCAAGCCACUCUGCUGCAACAAAACCCGGUCUGUUCGUGUUUUUCGUGACUCUUUUGCACAUAUUUUUCAAAUAAAGCAAAAUGUGAAACUCGACACCCUGGAAUCACAACCUGGUUACCCCAGGUUGUGGCAACUCGCCCUCCUGUGAGACUGUAGUGGGGCCGACUCCACUGUUUCCCUUAAGAAGAAGAAAACCGGAUGUUUCCAAACCUGGCCUAGAGCAACCUGUAAGGACAAAAUCCAUCUUCACUCUGGAUAAAAUGGAGGUCACCGCCUAGCAAAUGCUUGCCGCCCACGGACUUCACGUCUUCCACCCCGAGGGAAUCCCAAACAUUUGUAACAAAGUUCAGAAGCAAAAGCGGUAUCCUUACCAGAAAAUCAAUUUGUAUACAGAGAGAGCCGCGUGGCUCAAAGCCUCAGUGAUGGGCACUUUCUGAUCACCUGCUAUGUACAACCUUUCAUGAGUGUUAUUUGUAGGGAGUUGAUACUGCCUAUAAGUGGUUCUCCCCAAAGGAAGAAAUUUCUAGAUAACAGGACUAAGAACAUUGACUCUUGCCAGUGUUCUAAGGACAAAUGAGAGAAAAUGGGCAAACAUGGCUGAUGUGGCUACAGGUGAAGCACCCGUCUCCUGCGCCUUUUGCCCUUGCCUCCCUGCACCCAAUGCCACAGUCCUAUGAAGAUGACCCCUCCUAAUGUAACCCUAGCCUCUUGCCUGCGCCUCAGAUGCGACUCCAGCUGCUCCUCAGACACGACCACCUCAAUACAGUGCAUAAGAAUUGGGGCUCACCCUGUUAACAGCUGAGACGCCAUGUUCUUCGCUUCCCAUGUUCAGUCGCUGAGAGCUGCUAUAUUGAUCCCAGCCAGCCUCUCGAGGCCAGUCAGAGCCCCUCACCGCUGACCCAGCUGCUCCCGUGGGUAUCUUUGCCAAGCCCAUCUUCCACACAGCACCUGGGGAGUUGGGCUGCCAAAAGUUCCUCUGCUCCCCAAACACAACACUGUGCUCACAAUCCCCGGUCUGGAUGCUCUUCUGAUAGUGCCACGCCUUGUUUCCUGCUCAGUAAAACUCCAUUCCAUGGGGGUUAAGAGCACUGGCUGCUCUUCCAGAGGUCCUGAGUUCAAUUCCCAGCAACCACAACCAUCCGCAAUGGGAUCCGAGGCCCUCUUCUGGUGUGUCUGAAGACAGUGACUGUGUAGUCAUACACAUAAAAUAAAUAAAUCUUUAAAAAAGAAUUCCAAGCAUCCAUCCGUCUUCGAUCUGGAAGCCUGUGGAGUUCCCAGUGGUCAGGUUCAAGGCUGAUCCUUCAGAGAACUCGUGAGUUCGUGACUUGUGAGUUUGCAGCACUGCGGUGUGGAACCACUCCACGCUGGCCUUCUCUAACCCUCCAUGAGCUCUUGAAGAUGGGGAUCUACUUGAGAAACAUUUCUCAGAGCCUAGCAGAAAACAGGACACCUGCUACAGACCUUUCCAGAACUCUAAGGAUUUGAGCAGUUUUGUGAAAAUAAACUUUAUGUUUGGCAACAUUCACAUACACACACACACACACACACACUUUUCCUGUGUGUGUCAAAAAACAAAAUCCAAAGAUAAAUGUGAGUGAGCAGACUGUCAGGCUGGUGAGAAAGGCAUCGCUACCUGCAAACCAGCAUUCGCACUGCCUUCUAGACCAGAAAACAAAUUCUUACAAUCAGUUCAAAGCAGAAGUGUCCCCGUGACGGUAACUUUAUUCUAACGGUAAGAAGAGAAAGCUGGGCAGAGAGGCUCACAACUUUAAUCCCAGUGCUCAGGAGGCAGAGGCCGGUGGGUGUCUUAGUUCAUACAGCCAGACCCCGUCUCAAAGGUAAAUAAAAAACGAUAAAUAUGGAACAGGAAAAUCAACAGGAACUCUGAGGUGCAGGUUUCUGAGUGCCAGGCAUUUUCCACAGGAAGUGAGAACAUGCAGGGGUCGACAGGCCAUCGAUGAAGGCUUGCGACCCUAAAGAGAUACAUCAGCACUCUGGUGCCCUUUCUUGGUGCCAAACCUAGUCGAUAUUUUAAUAUCAAUAGUAUGUAUGCAUAGCUUUUUAACCGCUUCUAAAUUUGAAGAUAGCAUGAGUAUCUUGAUCAUUUUAUUUAAAUAAGCAUUAACUUAUAUCCCGGAAAGCAUGUAUUAAUAGUUCAGAGGGGAUCUGGGUUUAUUACAUUUGAAGUAUAUAAGACAAAGCCAGGUGUGGUGUCUGGUCACCUGUUGUCCCAGCUCUUGGGAGGCUGAGGCAAGAUUGAUGCAGUUCAAGGCUAGCCUGGACUACAAGUGAGACCCAUCUAUAAAAAUAAAAACAGUAAAAUAAUAAAAUAAGAGCAAACUUGGUUUGCCAUCAGCCGGGUGUUCUGAGUUCUGGCUGACCCUUUUCCUAAGAUCGUGUGAGAGGAAAUGAGCUAUUUGCUGAGCUGCUCAUGGGCCUCAGAGGAAGGAGACUUGUUACUGAAAUAACUCACAUGUGCACGCGUCUUACCCGAGGCUGGCCCGGGGCUUUGCACACGGCCAUCGAGCCACAGCUAGGUCUUUUUUGUUUUUUGUUUUUGUUUUUUUAUUUUGGUACUUUUUGUUCAGACACAGCAUUUCACUAAACCGUGGAGGUUGGAUUUGGAACUCAUCGUAAUCCAAACUGGCUUUGGAUCUACCAGCCUUGGCCACCGGAGUAGCCACUACAGGCCUGGACUGCUGUGCCCAUCUUCUGGUAACGUCACUUAAAACGGAAAUCUGUAUCAAGGCCCAGGGUAAAAUCACUUAAAUAAACAGGGUGAGGGGUGUAGCUCGGCGGCGGUGUGCUCAGUGUACACAAUCUCCAUUAACUAUCCCCAACACAAGACAAAAGAUGGCCAGGACAUUAUUCUGUGGCCAGAGACCUCAAGACUUCUGUUGCCCUCUGCCAGGUAGAGAAAGCACAAGGUUACUUGGGUUAGUAACUGUUUUGAAGGCAGCAUGCCUUAUUAAAGGUGACCUGGAAACGGAAAUGCCGGUUACCAGGAAUCCUGUCCUCAAGGAAACUUUCACAAAGUGCCUAGUUUACGUGUGUGCCAAUUUUGAAUUGAGAUGGUAAAAUCCCAGCACUCAGGAGGCAGGGGCAGGUGGAUCUCUGUGAGUUCAAGGCCAGUCUUUUUUCUACGGAGUUCGAGACAGCCAGGGCUACAUGGGAAAAACCCUGUCUCAAAUAAGCAGAAAUAAUACAGGUUGUCUCAAACUCUGCCUGUAUUCAAAUGGUGUACCUGAGCUCUGCUUCCCAGUGUAUGCGCUGAUGCGGGGCUUGCCAAGUAUCUGUUUCUAGGAAAGGUGUUGACAGCACACUUGUUUUCCUACUGCGCCAGGAGUUUCUCAUCCUGUGAGGGGGUAUCUAGUGGAGGCUUGUGAGCUCAACUCUGCCUUCCUGGUGACCUCAGGUAUGGGAGAGAAAGAUGCUAGAUUAGGUGAACGCUAUGGUGUUCUUGAUGCAUAUGGUUUAGGCUUGCAUAACUAAUAAGCAGACGCUGUGCUCUGCCUCACGGGUCUUUUAAUCGUAUUUUAGCUCACAAGACAACCCAUAUCUCUUUGAGAGAGGCCUCACUCUGGUUUUUGUUUUUACGAGCCUUCUAAGUGAUUCCUGUCAUUAAAAGCACAGGAGCAAAAGCUAUUAAAGAUGCUCAGAUUGAGUGGGGACAGCAGUGGUGCAUGCCUUUUAUCCCAGCACUCCAGAGGCAGAGGCAGAUGGAGUUCUGAGUUACAGGCCAGCCUGGUCUAAAGAGUGAGUUCCGAGACAGCCAGGGCUACACAGAGAAAUCUUGUCUUGGAGAAUAAAUAAAUUCUCAGAUUAUCUAAGAUUAUAUAGCAUUUGCUUGGGAGGGACCAUGACUACCUCUGAGCUUAUUUUAUUUACAUUAUCUGAUUAUCAAUAAAGAAUAUUCAUAUAGUGAA
This is a messenger RNA of Apodemus sylvaticus (European woodmouse), 5222 nucleotides long. It is a transcript of the gene Cpm, whose product is annotated as carboxypeptidase M. The record is from RefSeq and is a predicted model, not a curated record. The transcript has 9 exons. The coding region runs from base 39 to 1370 and encodes 443 amino acids. NCBI's taxonomy places the organism in Eukaryota, Metazoa, Chordata, Mammalia, Rodentia, Muridae. Gene Ontology annotation, molecular function: metallocarboxypeptidase activity; zinc ion binding. Gene Ontology annotation, cellular component: cell surface. Gene Ontology annotation, biological process: proteolysis.